CGCCGUCGGUUGUCGCAUCUUUGCUUCGAUUGAUGCUUUGCGAUUUCGAUGAACACCGGUUGAGUCUCGUUAUUCGGCGUCCCUAAAGUGCUCGCGAACGUAUAACAAAUGAGGUGUGUUGGCUGCUUUCGCAUGCGAUCGUUGUUUGCUAGAUAGUGAGGUAUUUAGUAAUAAAAUUCCAAACACUUUUCGUGAUAUCUUCAUCAUUUGAUUGGUGAAGAGGGUGAGUGAGGUGAUUCGCGAGGUCUAUAACUGGAGUGGCGAGGUGGAACCAACAACAAAGGGCCCCAAGUCUCGUUCAAACGCAAACAGGGAAGCGAACGGCGACGGUCAACAAAAAGGGUGGAGAGACGACUAAAAACAACGCAAACUUGCCUCAGAAGUAACACUGCCUGACUGGAAGAAGUGUCAGCGAAAUAGCAAAGAAAAGUGUCAGCGAAAAGUGUGUGAGGUGGGUAUGCAAGUGGAAAGUUUUCGCGGAGUUUGGUGUCGUCUAGUCAAGGUUGUCGACGCGCGAAAGUGAGAAGAAGUCGUUCUGCGGGUGGUUUCUAGUUUCUAGUCUUAGCUCCACACAUAGUUGCCUCGUCGCGGCUGAUUAAGUAUUGUGUGUGCGUUCUCCAGCGAAGGAAGACGAACAUCUGUGCGGAAGGUUGCAGCCGAGCAGUCGUAGUGUCAAAUCGAUGGUGUUCAGUUCUUUCGAGAAAGAAAUUGCGUGUUUUAAUACAAUCUCUCCUUCUGGUGUGCCAUAAAACAGUGCUUUCUUCGAGGGCCCGACAUUGCUCUUCAUUUUUUUGAUGUUGCCAAGCACGCAAUAGAAUCUACUUACUAUAUAGCAGCGUUAGAAGUGUAGUCAGUGAGUCACCCUUCGUUCGUGCCCCUAUAUUGGAUAUCAAAGUGCGGUGUUUGUAUAUAGUCGAGAGUCGCCGAACGGACAUCUAGACUCUAGUGAAAAGUGCAAAGUGUUGCUGAAAAUCGAUAAUUUUUCUGCCUCGGGACAGAUUUCCAUCUCAGCCAUGGCUGCGCAAAUGAACGACUACAACUCGAGGAAGCGUUUUGCCUUCGAUAUCGACAUGGAAAUCGAGAGCGAGGCCUCAAAGCUGAUGCUGGUUCAGGGCAAUGAAUCUCCGGGAAUCCACACGAGCACCGGAGCCGGAGCGGGAGGAGGAGGAGGCGUUGGAGUUGCCACAGCUCUGGGAGGAGCUCUCAGCUUGUCACAGGAGAAUCUCGCCGCAGGGCUGCCCAAUGAAAUCUCCGCCCCGUACGAAGUGCCACAGUUUCCCAUCGAGCAGAUCGAGAACAAGCUGCAACUGCAGCGGCAGCUGAAUGCCAAGGUCAUGGAACAGGACCGGCACUCGGUGGCCGCCGAGAUCCACCCGGACGAGCACCUGCCGUUCGAUGAGCACGACUUUGUGGCCCACUUCCAGCGGGUUUCCAUUUCCGGCGAGGACACCAGCGGCGUUCCCCUGGACGAUCUGGAACGGGCCUCGGCGCUGCUGGUCAAGGCGCUGGAACUGCGCGAGAAGUACAUGCGCAACUCGUACCAAAGCUUCCCGCAGACUACGGGCCGGUUCCUGAAGUCGACCCGCCCGGAGAGGUACGCCCACCAGGAGAAGAAAUCGAUUGCAGACCAUCCAGUGAACCCACCGCAGAGCACCCAGUCACCAUGGUUGAUCGAAUUCCCUGAGGACUGCAACUACGACAUCCGCUCGAAUGCAGGCGUCUUUGAGGUGUUCUCCAGUUCCGAAGCCAAAGAACCGCUCCCGUACGAGUACACCAAGCUGCCGGAAUUUGUGCAGGACAUGCAGAUGAUGUGUUCUAUGAUUGCCGACGGACCGUUGAAGUCGUUCUGCUAUCGUCGACUCAGCUACCUCUACUCCAAGUUUCAGCUGCACGUACUGUUGAACGAACUGCGCGAGUUGGCCUCGCAGAAGGCUGUCCCCCAUAGGGACUUCUACAACAUCCGCAAAGUAGACACUCACAUCCACGCCGCCAGCUGCAUGAACCAGAAGCAUUUGCUGCGCUUCAUCAAGAAAACGCUGAAAAACUACGCCGACGAGGUGGUCACGGUAACCAAGGGACAGCAGAUGACCCUGUCGCAAGUGUUCCAAUCGAUGAAUCUGACCACGUAUGAUCUGACGGUGGACAUGCUGGACGUGCACGCCGAUCGGAACACGUUCCACCGGUUCGACAAGUUCAACGCCAAGUACAAUCCCAUUGGAGAAUCGCGACUUCGGGAGGUCUUCCUAAAGACGGACAACUACCUGAACGGAAAGUACUUUGCCAACAUCAUCAAAGAGGUGGCCAGUGACUUCGAGGAGAGCAAGUACCAGAACGCGGAGUUGCGUUUGUCGAUCUACGGCAAGUCGCCGGACGAAUGGCACAAACUUGCGAAAUGGGCCAUCGAGGGCAACGUGUACUCCGACAACAUUCGCUGGUUGAUCCAAAUUCCUCGGCUCUAUGACAUCUUCAAGACCAACAAGCUGAUGAACUCGUUCCAGCAGAUUUUGGAAAAUGUGUUCAAACCGCUGUUCGACGCCACCAACAACCCGAGUCAGUAUCCGGAGUUGCACAAGUUCUUGCAGUACGUGAUCGGAUUCGAUUCGGUAGAUGACGAGUCAAAACCGGAGAACCCGCUGUUUGACGGAGACGUUACGACGCCCGAUCAGUGGACCGACGACGAGAACCCACCGUAUGCCUACUACAUCUACUACAUGUAUGCCAACAUGACGGUGCUGAACCACUUCCGAUCGGAACGCGGCAUGAACACGUUCGUCCUGCGACCCCAUUGUGGAGAAGCCGGGCCAGUUCAGCAUUUGGUGUGUGGCUACUUGAUGGCGGAAAACAUCUCCCACGGGUUGCUGCUCCGGAAGGUACCGGUAUUGCAGUAUCUGUACUAUCUCGCACAAAUCGGUAUCGCCAUGUCUCCACUAUCAAACAACUCCCUCUUCUUGAACUAUGACCGCAAUCCAUUCCCGGAAUACCUGGCCCGCGGUUUGGUAGUGUCACUGUCCACGGAUGACCCGCUGCAGUUCCACUACACCAAGGAACCACUCAUGGAGGAGUACAGCAUUGCGGCCCAGGUGUGGAAGCUCAGCUCGUGCGACAUGUGCGAACUGGCCCGGAACAGCGUCCUGAUGAGUGGCUUCCCGCACAAGAUGAAGCAGCACUGGCUCGGGCCGAACUAUACCCGCGAGGGAGUGGCCGGAAACGACAUCACCCGGACGAACGUGCCGGACAUUCGGGUUGCCUUCCGGUACGAGUCGCUGCUGGACGAGCUGUCCAACAUCUUCAAGGUGAACAACGAACGGACGCUGGGAUUGGCAGUUUCCAACUAGGAACAUAUGGCGGGACCCACAACGGUUUAUUUUGUACGGACUAAAGUAGCAGCAAAGUGAUGUGAAAUCAAUGGCACUGAUUGUAACCUGAGAUGUUGAUUUUGUUUCUUUUUUUAUGAAAUUUACUAUCGAUAGGAAUAUUUAUUAGUUCGAGAAUUUAUCGACUGUUGAAUCUAAAUUUACGGCGUGUGUCGACCGACCAAAGCCAUUCUGAACCAUAACUAUACAUAUAUUUAUUCGUGUUUAUAACAAUGUAUGACGUACGUACACUUACGAACAGUCCCAUAUGUAACCCUUAUUGUGCAUUGUGUCGAGACAAAAUGCAAUUGCAAAAAA
This is a messenger RNA of Aedes aegypti (yellow fever mosquito), 3671 nucleotides long. Its product is annotated as AMP deaminase 2. Gene Ontology annotation, molecular function: AMP deaminase activity. Bases 1014 to 3335 code for a protein of 773 amino acids. Gene Ontology annotation, biological process: IMP salvage; AMP metabolic process. The transcript is spliced from 7 exons. Gene Ontology annotation, cellular component: cytosol. NCBI's taxonomy places the organism in Eukaryota, Metazoa, Arthropoda, Insecta, Diptera, Culicidae. The record is from RefSeq and is a predicted model, not a curated record.